Caenorhabditis elegans is the source of this 906-nucleotide messenger RNA. It is a transcript of the gene srg-41, whose product is annotated as Serpentine receptor class gamma. Gene Ontology annotation, cellular component: membrane. The coding region runs from base 1 to 906 and encodes 301 amino acids. Lineage: Eukaryota; Metazoa; Nematoda; Chromadorea; Rhabditida; Rhabditidae. The transcript is spliced from 5 exons. The record is from RefSeq and is marked reviewed. Gene Ontology annotation, biological process: sensory perception of chemical stimulus. Gene Ontology annotation, molecular function: transmembrane signaling receptor activity.
AUGUGGACAUCAUGGAUAUCGCUUCUAUUUUCUUUUUGCUAUUCAAUCCCAUCAGUUGCAUUGUAUGGAAUAACAAUUUAUACAAUUCUAAGAUGUCGAAAAACAUUUGACUCCUCGUUUUUCAAUCUUUUUGUAUAUGAUGGAUUUAUGAAUCUGUUCACAUAUUUUGUGGGAUUGUUCAUGUUACGUUUGACUAGUAUCACAUGCUUUGACUGUCUCAUGGUUCCUGUAUAUAUGUUUUUUGAUAACAACUUUCCAAUGAAUUUCUUUACGGCAAUGAGCUAUCACAUGGCAUAUGUACAGUAUAGCACAACUGCUCUAAUCUCUGUCAAUAGAUUAAGUGUUCUUUGGAAUUAUAAAACAUUUGAACCGAUUUGGAGAAAAUUCACUUGGUUCAUUAUGUUUGUGGUUUUUGCCUUUCCAUUUGCUGAUACACAUCGGUGUUUUAAAUAUUCAACAAAAGUUACCUACGAUUCAGAAUCUGACAGUUAUUCCUUUGCAACUGAAAUGCCAAUUCCUGACACUUUUAUAUAUUUGAUUCCAUUUAUGGUAGUUGUAAGUGUCUCCUCAGUACUUGUUAAUGUUACAAGUUUCGUCUCAUUGCGUCAUUUGAAAACACAAAAACGUGGAAAAGUUGAGAAGAAUUUUAUUUCAAUAAUGGCAAUAACAUGUGCUGUUCAACUACUUGGAUGUGUUCUCAGUGUUGCAAGAGUUUAUUUCUCAGCUAACAGAAUAGCUGCAACACUUGCUUCAUUUCUUCCAUUUGUUAGUGAUGGGCUCACUCUUGUACAACCAUGGCUUCUUGUGGUUUUCAGUAGUACGAUGAGAAGAAGAAUAAAGCAAGUUCUCGGAUAUCAGCAAGGAAGCCAAGGAACAUUCGUGAUUGUCCGAUCUGUGACCAACUAA